Messenger RNA from Drosophila erecta, 624 nucleotides. RefSeq lists its product as uncharacterized. The coding region runs from base 77 to 559 and encodes 160 amino acids. The record is from RefSeq and is a predicted model, not a curated record. NCBI's taxonomy places the organism in Eukaryota, Metazoa, Arthropoda, Insecta, Diptera, Drosophilidae. The transcript is spliced from 2 exons.
AGUAUUCUUUCAAAGUUUGCUUAGGUAGGUAGGCAUAAUUGCCGAACGCUUGUCAGUGGCUCGGAAUCGGGCCAACAUGGACGAUAAGUUAGAAAAGUACUGGAGACGUCUAUUUUAUAUGCAGCCGAUCGCAGAACCCACUCCUUUGGAUCCUGAAGCGAUUGAAUACUUCGGAGUAUUUAGUAUUAACGAGUCACCUGUCGCCACCCAAAAACGGUGGUACAUUUAUUAUGGCCUUAGAUCAGAAAGGUUAAGGGUUAUGGAAAGGACUCGUAAGAAAUAUGGCAAAAAGCAUGUCAGAGAAAUAUUUCAGAUCGCCACAUUCAGCGGAGUGGGAUUUCAUAAAAUCGUAAGAGAAUAUUUCUGCAACUUAAAAUGGUUUACAAGCAGAAAUAUCUUGGAAGCUCCAUUGAAUAGUUAUUAUAAUGAUGAAAGACUCGUGAAAACAGUUUCAGACUUGCAUAAGAAGGAGCUAAAAAGAAUCUUCGACUAUAUAAUGAUACAACACGACUGGUUUAAGCGCUAUAAUGAUCAAAAGCCACCACCUGCAAAACAUUAAACUAACUACGAAAAUCGACUAUCAGCGACAUCUGUUGAUAUUUUUUGGAACCCAUAUAUGUUUGA